Messenger RNA from Nothobranchius furzeri (turquoise killifish), 2851 nucleotides. It is a transcript of the gene hsd11b2, whose product is annotated as hydroxysteroid (11-beta) dehydrogenase 2. Gene Ontology annotation, cellular component: intracellular membrane-bounded organelle. The record is from RefSeq and is a predicted model, not a curated record. Gene Ontology annotation, biological process: glucocorticoid metabolic process. Gene Ontology annotation, molecular function: 11-beta-hydroxysteroid dehydrogenase (NAD+) activity. NCBI's taxonomy places the organism in Eukaryota, Metazoa, Chordata, Actinopteri, Cyprinodontiformes, Nothobranchiidae.
GCAGCCGACACACUCCACACCACUCCAAUUGCUCCUCCUGUCAGAAGCUCAGACUCUGUGUGUGUGAGUGAAGGAGUGUGUUCAGCAGAGAGAGAGAGAACAGUAGAGAGCAUUUGACUGAACCAACCUUACUAAACAGGUGGACUCUGAUGAUGGAUGACUACUCCCUCCCCUUCUGGAUCUAUUUGGCUGUAGUGACUGUUAUUGUAGGUGGGGCCAUGAAGAAGGUCUUAACGUCUCACCUGAGCACCGGUCCCACUCUGGUGGCCUGGCUGGGGGCCACGGUUCUGGUGGAGAGGUUGUGGGCAUUCUGUCUUCCAGCCCUACUCCUGCUGGCUCUGAUCGGACUUGCUUUCUCCCUCUACUCAUGGACCAGAACAGGCCCACCCCCCGUCACCCUGCCCACCGAGGGCAAGGCUGUCUUCAUCACAGGAUGUGAUUCUGGUUUUGGGAACGCAGCGGUGAAACGUUUGGACUCUCUGGGCUUCGAUGUGUUCGCCACCGUGAUGGACCUGACGGGGCACGGGGCCAGAGAUCUGCAGAGAACCUGCUCACCUCAUCUCACCCUCAUGCAGGUGGACAUCACCCAACCCCAGCAGGUGCAGCAGGCGCUGCUGGACACCAGUGCCAAGCUGGGUCACAGAGGUCUGUGGGGUUUGGUUAACAACGCUGGAGUGUGUGUGAACUUUGGCGAUGCAGAGCUGUCACUGAUGUCCACCUUCCGAGGCUGCAUGGAGGUGAACUUCUUUGGCACGCUGAGUGUCACCAAGAGCUUCCUGCCACUUGUGCGACAAGCCAAAGGUCGCAUUCUCACCAUCUCCAGUCCGGCAGGUGACCAGCCGUUCCCAUGCCUGGCAGCAUACGGAGCAUCUAAAGCAGCACUCAACCUUUUCACCAACACUCUGAGACAUGAGCUGGAGCCGUGGGGGGUCCACGUGUCCACUAUCCUACCAUCCUCCUUCAAGACAGGUCACUCCAGUAACCACGUCUACUGGGAGCAGCAGCACAAGCAGGUGCUGAAGAGCCUGUCUCCCUCUCUGCUCGAGGAGUACGGCGAAGACUACAUGACAGAGACCAAGGACUUGUUCCAGAGCUUCGCCAAGCAGGCCAACCCGGACCUGAGCCCGGUCAUCAACACCAUCGUCGAGGCCCUGCUGGCGCCACAGCCACAGGCGCGCUACUACGCCGGCCCUGGAGUUGGCCUCAUGUACUUCAUUCACAGCUACCUCCCCUUCAGCAUCAGCAACCGCUUCCUGCAGAAACUGUUCCUGAAAAAGAAGCUGAUGCCACUGGCCCUGAGGAAGCAAUCGGGUCUAGACCUGGACCCGCCUGACCUUCUCAACAACAACAACAACAACAACAACAAUGAGAAGUAGCAGCAGCUGGGAAGAACAGACUGUAGACCUGCAGAUAGAGAACCACUUCACUCAGACACCUUUACUGUCCUGUUUGUUCUGUAAGUGUCAGGUCUCACCUGGAGAUCAGGGGGAGGAGCUUAGAGGUAGGGAAACAGCCACAGGUACCAGGUGUGCUGCUCAAACACACUUGACUUCAUGUGCCUUUAUCACACAGAGCUGAAAGACUCACAGCAGCUUCUCAUGCCAGAUGGUUCAAAUGUCUGCUGACAGGAAAUCCUCUGACUCACCGUUCAGUCCAAAUAAACCUCCACCAGGUCAACACAGAACCAGGACUCAGGAUGGGCUCUGAUCCAGGACCACAGAACCCUUGUCUGUCCAGAGAAACAUUCAAUCCAUCAGAACUAUGAACCAAAAAAGGUCUCCAGCCUGAUAUGUUUCUCUGCUAUAGGUUCAGGGUGUGUGUCCAGUACAGUCCAGAGCUAGAUUCAGGAGCUUUUAGCUUUUAAAUUGUUUUAGUUUGUGAGUUGUCUAAUGAUGUCAUCAACCAGCUGAUGAUCAACUGAAUUUUCUCUCCUUGUGAAUAUGUGACAUUUUAAACCUCCUCUCGACUGGGCUGUCCAGAGCCCAGGAACAAGCUGCUGCAGAUCCACCCAUCUGCUCUCUGGCACACCUGUGCUCUACAGGUGUUUCUACUGCACAGCAGGAAGCACAGAAAACAAUCAUUUCAAAAUUAAAGCACACAUUGUUUAAUGUGAUAUGCUCGUUUUGAACUUUCAAAACUAAAAGGUUAACCUUAUCAAUUUGUUGUCAGAUGAAACGUUAAUUAUGAUGGGCUUCCUGUUUAGACCAACCUACAAAAUAAAAGUACCAAAAUGUGAACUGCUGCUACGUCACAGAUAAUUUAGCUGAAGUUUGAGACAUUUAAAUAUGAGUUAGUUACUGAAGUAGUAACAUAUUUCUACACACAGAAGGCAUGUGUUUGUGUGAAUAAAUAGAAAUAAUUCGUCUUCAUGAAUUUAUUUCAAUUCAUUUAUUCUUAUUAUGGUUUUGAUUCAGUCAAACUGUGUUUUUGUGUGAAACAAGUAAAACUAAAAGUCUCAGUGUGACGAAUCAUUCAAAUGUUAAAACUGUUUUUUUAUAUAUUGCAUUAUAUGUGAAUUAAAACCGAGAACUUGGAGUUGAUUUUCCAGCUGAAUUUGACAAACUUAAAGUGUAAAAUCUUUCUUCCAUCAUUUUAUAGAGCAGGCCUCAGAUGAUGUAGCAGCUGAAGUGUGUGUGUGUGUGUGUGUGUGUGUGUGUGUGUGUGUGUGUGUGUGUGUGUGUGUAACUGAGGUCUAUAGAAAUGUCUGUUUCAGUUUGAUAUCUGAAUCAAACUUUUUAUGCCAUAUUUUUUCCUUUUAUCACCUAAACUGUGAAUUUUGUAUAAAAGUUGUCACAAAACAUUUAAAUGUCACUUUGUUCAAAGUUUGAUAGAAAUAAAGUUGAAAUUUUCA